AGUUGAUGUCCUACUCCACGAUCAUAAGCAACAACAGGUUACUCUCUCUCGCCUCAAAGUUCACUGCUUGUGGAUCUCUUCUUCAGAGUACACUAGCAAUGGCUCGAUCUGCGGUUGAUGAGACAUCAGACUCUGGAGCUUUUCAAAGAACUGCUUCAACAUUUCGUAACUUCGUCUCAAGCGAUUCCAACUCUCAGUUCCUAGCUGAAUCUGGUAGAUACCAUCUUUACAUUUCGUAUGCUUGUCCAUGGGCUUCUAGAUGCCUCUCAUACUUGAAGAUCAAAGGACUUGACGAUGCUAUAAGCUUCUCGUCGGUUAAACCCAUUUGGGGAAGAACCAAGGAAAGUGAUGAGCAUAUGGGAUGGGUCUUCCCAGAUUCGGACAAUGAGAUUGAAGGAGCUGAGCCUGACCAUCAUAAUGGUGCUAAGAGUGUAAGAGAACUCUAUGAGAUUGCUAGCCCAAAUUACACUGGAAAGUAUACUGUUCCUGUUCUAUGGGAUAAGAAGCUCAAGACUGUUGUGAACAAUGAGAGCGCAGAGAUAAUCAGGAUGUUCAACACUGAGUUCAGUCAUAUUGCGAGAAACCCUGAUCUUGACCUUUACCCAUCUCAUCUCCAAGCUAAAAUCGAUGAAGCUAAUGAAUGGAUUUAUAGUGGGAUUAAUAACGGUGUCUAUCGAUGCGGUUUUGCAAAGAAACAAGGACCUUAUGAGGAGGCAGUGCAGCAAGUGUAUGAAGCAUUAGAUAGAUGCGAGGAGAUUCUUGGAAAACAUCGUUACAUCUGUGGUAACACUUUGACAGAAACAGAUAUCAGGUUGUUUGUCACGCUUAUAAGAUUUGACGAGGUUUAUGCGGUUCACUUCAAGUGCAACAAGAAACUCUUAAGAGAGUAUCCGAAUCUGUUCAACUACACGAAAGACAUUUUCCAAGUACCCGGUAUGAGCAGCACCGUGAACAUGAAUCAUAUCAAGCAGCAUUACUAUGGAAGCCACCCUUCGAUUAACCCUUUUGGGAUCAUCCCUCAUGGACCAAACAUCGAUUACUCCUCGCCUCAUGAUCGACGCAGAUUCUCCAAAUGAUAAAUAACAAAGCUUUUUUCACACUUGAGUUGAGUUGUGUCUUCAGAAAGUUACCAAAUAAAUUUGCAGUCUCAUGAUCAUCCCUCAUGGACCAAACAUCGAAUACUCCUCGCCUCAUGAUCGACGCAGAUUCUCCAAAUGAUAAAUAACAAGUCUUUUCUUCACACUUGAUGUUGAGUUGUUUCUUCAGAAAGAUUCCAAAGAAAGUGUGUAUAUUUUAAUGUGUGAGUACUAUGUUUCGAGAAAAUAAAAAUUCCUUUUUAAUAUAUUACAAUUUGGUGUCAAUGGUUGACACAAUGUAAACUUUUCCUCCUGCGACAACAUUUCUUUCCUAAAUUCAA
This is a messenger RNA of Eruca vesicaria subsp. sativa (arugula), 1417 nucleotides long. The record is from the annotation of a GenBank genome assembly. NCBI's taxonomy places the organism in Eukaryota, Viridiplantae, Streptophyta, Magnoliopsida, Brassicales, Brassicaceae.